Phytophthora infestans T30-4 is the source of this 972-nucleotide messenger RNA. Its product is annotated as prostaglandin E synthase, putative. Gene Ontology annotation, molecular function: prostaglandin-E synthase activity. The record is from RefSeq and is a predicted model, not a curated record. The transcript has a single exon. NCBI's taxonomy places the organism in Eukaryota, Oomycota, Peronosporomycetes, Peronosporales, Peronosporaceae. Bases 1 to 972 code for a protein of 323 amino acids. Gene Ontology annotation, cellular component: mitochondrion.
AUGCUGCAACGUGGGGUGGUGCGCGCCGCGCGCGGCUUGCGUUCUUCUCCAGCGUGCGCUUCAGCUGCUAAAUACUUCAGUAACAGCACGCGCUUCAGCUCAAGUCGCUCGCGGUCUGUAGCUUCCGUUUUCGCUUCUCCGCUUCUCCCGAGAGCUGGUCUCUUAGCCGCUGCUGCUGUCAGCACCAGCGCCGCGUGCGCUUUCUGCUCUGCUUCUGUCGUAGAGACUAACGCCGUGCCAAAAGACGGUGGCAAUGCGCUACCCAACGUUGUUCUGUACCAAUACGAACCGUGUCCGUAUUGCUGCAAGGUGAAGGCUGUGCUGGACUACCUCAAGAUCCCGUACGAGGUGGUGGGGGUGAACCCGCUCACCAAGAAGGAAACCAAGGCUUUCACGGAUUACCGCAAGGUACCGGUAGUCCGUAUCGAUGAUGAAGUGGUUGUAGACUCCUCUGCUAUCAUUUCACGACUACGGGAGCUCGUAGAGGCGCCCAAAGGCUCUCAGAGCGAAAAAGCUCUAGAGGAGGAGGAAGAGUGGCGUCAAUGGGUCGACAAGAAGCUCAUCCUCUUAACUCCGCCCAACAUCUACCGCACUGUACCGGAGGCUCUCCAAGCUUUUGAUUAUUGCUUGACAGAAGGGAAAUUUACGCCCAUGGAGCGCCGUAUGUCCAAGUACGCGGGUGCUGUGAUCAUGUAUCUCAUUGCAAAGCGGUCCAAGAAGAAGUACAACAUCGAUGACGAACGCCAAGAGCUCUACUCGGCGUUGAACAGCUGGGUGGACGCUAUUGGCGACAAACGUCCGUUCCUCGGUGGUGACGAGCCCAACAUGGCUGAUUUGUCGGUCUUUGGCGUUCUGCGUGCCAUGAAGGGACUCGACACGUACAGUGACAUGAUGCGUGAGACCAACAUCGAGCCCUGGUUCACGCGCAUGACGUCCAAGGUCGGAUCCAGCUCGCGUACAGCUAGCGAUUAG